Messenger RNA from Cetraspora pellucida, 366 nucleotides. NCBI's taxonomy places the organism in Eukaryota, Fungi, Glomeromycota, Glomeromycetes, Diversisporales, Gigasporaceae. The record is from the annotation of a GenBank genome assembly.
AGAAAUGAGAGAUCUAAAACAUAUCAUAUUUCGGUUAGUGAAUAUGUAAAAUGGAUAAACAACCUAGAAAGGUCAGGACUUAAUUAUUAUCGGCACGACAGACAAGUGCAUGGAGCACAAAAAGAGUCCAAAAAAUGUGGCUGCAAGAGCUCCAUAUAUGUCAUGCUUCCUGUAAAUUCACCAACUGUGAUCCUAAAACAUUAUUAUAAACAUGUUAAUCACUACCCCGGCCGAUUAUCUGACUUAUAUACACUCCCUCUUUCCAAUAAUAUCCGCAAAUUCAUUCGACAAUGUGCUUUCGAAGGGCUUGACACCUUUAGUAUACAACGGCUUCUGCGUCAUCGUGCAAUUGAACUGCAAGACCAG